This is a messenger RNA of Linum tenue, 1123 nucleotides long. The record is from the annotation of a GenBank genome assembly. NCBI's taxonomy places the organism in Eukaryota, Viridiplantae, Streptophyta, Magnoliopsida, Malpighiales, Linaceae.
AUGAAGGGACGGUCUCACCGUCUGCAGAGCCAUGACCAGCACGAGGACUGGUUGGAUGGCUCCUGGACGGUUGACUGCAUUUGCGGUGUCAAUUUUGAUGAUGGUGAAGAGAUGGUCAAUUGCGAUGAGUGUGGCUCUUGGGUCCAUACCCGUUGCUCUCGGUUUGUAAAGGGAGAUGACUUGUUCGCUUGUGAUAAGUGCAAGGCCAAGAACAACCACUAUAACGAUACCAAAGAGACGGAGGUUGCUCAGCUGCUGGUUGAAUUGCCCACAAAAACUAUCCGGAUGGAGAGUAGUAUUGCUAAUGGUGCACCAUCUCGCCACCAAUUAAGGCUAUGGACUGAAAUGCCACUGGAGGAGAAAGUCCACGUGCACGGUGCAGGGCAUUCCUGGUGGAGGAAAAAAGAAUAUGUGGCUAUUUGCAAAGAUCAAAGUGGGAAGAAGAAAGCAAGGGUUUUAGACAAAGAGGUCGACUCAAAGAAGAAGGGUCUGCUUUCAAGAACAGUACUAGCAUUUCCAUCCAUCAGCAGUGAUGCCAAAACCUUGGGAACAAACAAAUCCAAAGAUCUACGAUGUCAUGGGGAUGAUGGUCUGGACACUAAGAAUGGGAUUGUGAAGCAACAAAACUCUCAAAAACGUGGAUCUGGCGAUCAUAUUUCAGCGUUCAACAGUGUGGAUGAUUUCAAGGCCAAUGUGGCUUUGAUGGCUCGCUCCAUAAAGACACCAACCGAACAGACUCAAGAAAGAAAAAGAAUAUCUCGGAGUUCAAUCAUAUCCUUGUAGUUCUCUAAAAACUGAUAAAAUGGAUGUGAUAGCCCGGGAAUGUGGCGAUGUUGUGAGAAACCCAGUGCCAGUCAAACAAGAGGCUUUUGUUGGAAGGAACGAAUUUCAGGAGGGCUAUUAAGGACGUGACAAAAUUUUAUAGCCUCUUCAUUCACCAAUUCGGUUGAUAGAGCCGUUCAAAGAGCAGAGGCAAGGGAUCUUCCCCAGUGGUCAUUAGUACCUGUUAAAACUAUAAGCUAAAAACUUGAGUAUUGCUGUAACUUAGAUGCAUGAUUAGUUCAUCUUCCCUUCAGAUAUUAUAAUGUUUAGCUAAGAUGAUGAAAUGAAAUUACCUUGCUGU